CUAAAUCACCAGAGGCCAAGAAAACAUCCUAUUGCUUCCUAAUUGUCUCUGUUAAGGGAAGAGUUCGAAUAUCGGUAAACACAAAGGGGUUACCUAGCUCUGUACCAUCAUCUGAUUCUAUAUAUCACUCAUCAUCCUAGAACCUUCUGCACGAGAGCUAUUGACGAGCAAACUCCGAAUCUCCAAACCUGAGACCGAUACACCGAGGCACAGUUGAUGUUGGACAUCCGUGAGCAGCAACAUGUACCCCAGCGCUGCGCCAGCGGGAUGCCCGCCCUACAACUCCAAAAACGGGCACGGUAAUGGACUCUACCCGCUACCUCAGGCCUUCCUUCAACAUCACCAGCAACUAGCUGAGGCUCCACGAAACAUCGCUAACACAAAUUUCCAUGGUCGGACCCUGCCUGCAGGUCCUUCAGAUAUUCCCCUAUAUGAUUGGAAGCCAAGUCCCAGCACCCCACCUGGUCCUCAUGCAUCUGCACUGGCCAACGGGAGGAAGAGGCACAGUGGAGACCACAGCCCGUAUAAUUUAAAGAGGCAGCACUUCAGUUCCCCUGUCCCCCAUUAUGGCAGUCCUCCUGCUGUCGGCACCUCUCCCUCUGUAUCCCGCCCUGGCCCCAGGGAAACACAGUCUACCCUAAUCCAGCACUCCCCUCUCAGCCCCCAACCGUCUGCCCCACGGAUGCCCCCCCUGUGGGGAGAGAACCCUCGUAGCUCACUGCAGGCUUAUGCCAAGGACAAGCUGAGUGGUCAGAUGGUGGAGCUUUUUGAGGCAUGCCAGCAGCAGUCGACUGACCUGGAGAGGAAGGAGCUGUGCAGAGCUCAACUACAGAGAGAGAUCCAGAGACUCUUCCCAUUGGUGAGGUUGUACCUGGCUGGUUCUUCUCUAAGUGGUUUCGGCAGCAGGAACAGUGAUGCUGACCUCUGUUUGGUCAUCCAAGCAGCACCAGUGGACCAGAGGAAUGAUGCUGUGUAUGUACUCAGUCUCAUUCAGCAGCUCUUCUACAGACUCUCGUACAUAGAGAGACCGCAGCUGAUCCGAGCCAAGGUCCCCAUCCUCAAAUUCAGAGACAAAGUCAGUGGAGUCGAGUUUGAUCUGAACGUAAACAACACUGUAGGGAUCAGAAACACCUUCUUGCUGAGGAGUUACGCCUACGCUGAGCGGCGUGUGCGUCCCAUCAUCUUGGUGGUAAAGAGGUGGGCCAGACAUCACAGGAUAAAUGACGCCAGUAAAGGAACACUCAGCAGCUACACUCUAGUACUGAUGGUACUACACUACUUACAGACGUUGCCUGAACCAGUCAUUCCCUCUCUGCAGAAUGAAUAUCCAGAGUGUUUUAGUCCAUCCAUGGAUAUCCACCGUGUGCCUGAGGGUCCUAGAGACAUCCCCCCCUACUCCUCCUCUAACCAGGCCUCACUGGGAGAGCUGCUGCUGGGCUUCCUCAAGUACUACACCUCCGUCUUUAGGUGGGAUAAACAGGUGAUCUCGGUGCGAGAGGCUAAGGCUCUGCCCAAGUCAAAUAGUCUAGAGUGGAGAGACAAGUUCAUCUGUGUGGAAGAGCCAUUUGAUGGCACCAACACAGCCAGGGCAGUCCAUGAGAAGGUCAAGUUUGAUGCCAUCAAAGCACAGUUCGCUGAGUCGUGGCAGAUGCUCCAGCUGAGAAGGGAUCUCAACUUCAUCCUCCCAAUCAGAAACACCAUUCAGAGAUGAAGAGGAGGAACUGUGAGUGACUCAGCUGUACAGAGGAAAUCUGCCUGGUCUGUCCUGGGCUUUUCUGCUGGGUUGUACAGUCUCCGUCUCCCUCCUCAGCAUGCCAAAGCCCUAACAUUCAGACUCUUCACGUUCUCCUGACUCACCUGCCAAUGUUACGGACACAGAGGAGAAAUAAAAGAAAGUAUAACCUCUGAUAUUUGAAGAGGAUACAUGA
Molecule: messenger RNA, 1928 nt
Organism: Oncorhynchus tshawytscha (Chinook salmon)
Lineage: Eukaryota; Metazoa; Chordata; Actinopteri; Salmoniformes; Salmonidae
Gene: tent2
Product: terminal nucleotidyltransferase 2
Exons: 15
Coding region: 242-1711 (489 amino acids)
Cellular component (GO): cytosol
Molecular function (GO): poly(A) RNA polymerase activity
Source: RefSeq, a predicted model, not a curated record